AUGAGCCUCCAGACAGACAGAAUGGCUAUUGCUGGUGAUCAAUAUCGAUGGCCUACUGUCAUCCCUUAUGCCUUUGUAGAUAGUCUGGAAAUGAAUGCUAAAGGAAUUAUCCUGAGAGCACUUGAGCGGUACCGUUUAAAAACCUGCAUCGACUUUACACCAUGGAGAGGAGGAAAAAACUUAAUUUUGUUCUACCAAGGAAAGGGGUGCUCUUCUUUGGUAGGAAAAAGACAUGGCAUGCAAAAAGUUUCCAUAGGACUGGGCUGUGACAAGGUAGGAAUAGUUCAACAUGAACUCCUCCAUGCCCUGGGAUUCUGGCAUGAGCAUUCCCAUCCAGAUCGAGAUGACUAUAUCAUAAUAAUGGAGGAAAGAAUUCAAUCAGGCAAAGAGCACAAUUUCAGGUCUAGAGGUGAUAAGGAAUCAAUCUCCCUGAAUGUUCCCUAUGACUACACAUCUGUGAUGCAUUACCCCAAAUAUGCCUUCCCAAUUGGAUUGGAACCAACAAUUAUAACAAAAAUCCCUAACUUCAUGGAUACGAUUGGACAACGAAUAGAUUUCAGCAAUUAUGACAUUGAAAAAUUGAGUAAACUCUACAACUGCUCUUCUUCCAUAACCUUUAUGGAUUCGUGUGAUUUUGAACUGGAAAAUAUCUGUGGCAUGAUUCAAAGCUCAGAAGAUAAUGGUGACUGGCAGAGAGUUUCACAGGUGCCUGGUGGGCCUGACACUGAUCAAUCAUAUCUGGGCAAGUGCAGAGGCUGCGGUUUCUUUAUGCACUUCAACAGCAGCUCUGUGAAUGUGGGGGAAAAGGCAAUUCUGGAAAGCCGCAUAUAUUAUCCCAAGAGAGGAUUUCAGUGUUUGCAGUUUUAUUACUACAAUGGUGGUAACAAAGGUGACCAGCUCAAGAUCUACGUCAAAGAAUAUGUCAAAGUUGAUGAUAAAGCCCUUCUGAAGCUGGUGAAUGAAGUGAAAGAUCAACCCAUUGGGAGCUGGCAACUCCAUUAUGUGUCAUUGACAGUUUCCGCCAAAUUCAGGGUGGUAUUUGAAGCAACUCGAGGUAUUGGCACAUCAGCUGGUGGUCUCUCCAUUGAUGACCUCAACCUUUCAGAAACACACUGUCCUCAUCAUCUUUGGAAGAUAAGCAAUUUCACACAAUUCAUUAGCUCAAGGGGAACCAUUUAUAGCCCUCCAUUUUACUCUCCUGUAGGCUAUGCCUAUCAACUUUAUUUGGAUGUCACUAAUCAGGAGUAUAUAGGAAUAUAUUUCUCUCUGAUCUCUGGAGCCAAUGAUGAAAACCUAAACUGGCCAUGUGUAUGGCAACAAGCCACACUGACACUAUUGGAUCAAAAUCCUGAUAUUCGUAACAGCAUGUCCAAUGAGAGGAGUCUGACUACAAGUGCACUUAAGACAUUUGGUGAGGGAAGGGAAACAUAUUAUUGGGACAAGCCCUCCAAAGUAGGAGUGAAUGCAACUUUCCCUAAUGGAACUUCAUAUAGCAGAGGUCCAGGAUAUGGAAGCAGUACCUACAUAACCCACAAAUGGAUACAAAGCAGAGAUUUUAUCAAAGGAGAUACUGUUUACAUCCUUGUGACUAUGGAAGAUAUAUCAAGACUCAGGUUCACUGAUUCCUUAUUUUUCCCUACAAUGGGGCCAGUUCAUCCAACAAAACCUCACACGAAUCUCUGUACCAACUUCACCUGUGAGAAUGACGGCAUCUGUGUUAUCCGCAAUGACAAAGAAGAAUGCAGGUGUCGAUCUGGGGAAGUCUGGUGGUACAUGGGAAAAAACUGUGAGAUAACAGCUUCUAUUUGGGAUGCCAUAAUGAUAGAAGUUCUAUCUACUACAACUGUAUUUGUUGUUAUGCUGAUAAUGGCCUGUGUGAGUGUCUACUUUGUUAAGAAGAAAUAUACAAUAUAA
This is a messenger RNA of Trichosurus vulpecula (common brushtail), 1914 nucleotides long. RefSeq names its product meprin A subunit beta-like. Gene Ontology annotation, biological process: proteolysis. The record is from RefSeq and is a predicted model, not a curated record. NCBI's taxonomy places the organism in Eukaryota, Metazoa, Chordata, Mammalia, Diprotodontia, Phalangeridae. Gene Ontology annotation, cellular component: membrane. The transcript is spliced from 11 exons. Gene Ontology annotation, molecular function: metalloendopeptidase activity; zinc ion binding; protein binding. Bases 1 to 1914 code for a protein of 637 amino acids.